CUAACAGUGCCUAGUCUGCCGGAAAGGAACAGAAGAAGAAGAAAAACACUUCCGCAUAGUCACAGUUUUCCAUCUCAGCCAGGCUGUCAACAAAAAUGGCUAAAUUUAAAGACAAAAGACGAGAGAAAACCAGUGUCGCCACUGAGAUCGACCGUUUGGAGGAGCGACGGGCGCGUUGCCAGAACAACCUGGAGAGGGCAGAGUUCAGGAGCAGGAAAGAGGAGCUCUCUGACAAGCAAAGGCAGGAACUGGAAGAUGAAUUGGCAAUCAUUAAUGAAAGGGUGCAAAAGUUAGACAAGGAGCUGGAGACAUUAAGAGGAGAGAAUCGGAAGAACAUGCUGCUAUCAGUCGCUCUGCUGGUCAUCAUCUGUCUCGUCUACUUUCUUUUUUACAAUGAAGAGGACUCAUGACACCAACUAACGCUCUUAAAAACACCAACAACAUUAGGGCAAUGUUAAUAAGAUAAAAUAUGAGGCUAGAGCUGCGUUGAUGCCUCUAGAUGGCAUCAUUGUCACUUUCUUGAUCUCUGGUCAUCCUAUCGAGUUUAUGCUGCACAGUCAGAACUCCACCACUGCCUCUUGGAAUGCAAAGUUGGUGUUUUCAGCAUGUUUAACCCAUAGACUGUAUAUAAAAAGGUUUAACCUUAAUUAUGGCCUUUACUUUGUUUCUCAUUUAAAUUUCUGUCAGCAAAUCCACAAAUAUUUACUGUUUCUGUCUCUUCCUCUUUACGCAGUUCUCAGUUUCCUCACUUUCUGAAGCUUUCUCGCAAAUGUCAAUGCAAGCAGGACUCUGUGACAUUACACAGGCAGUGAAUACACAGAGGGAAAGAAGUCUGCUGUCUUGUCUUAACAGCACACAAUUUAGAUGUUUUUUGGUAAUACUUUUCUUUGCUGUAUAGAUACCCGACUGUAUAAUAUGACAUUUAACAUGAAGAAGAAUUCAUGUACAACAUUUUUUCACCAAAAAACAAACAAAUACAAAGUUUGCCUUAUGCCACAAAGAAACCAAUGUAAUAUUGCUGUAUUUUAUGCAAUAUAUCAAAGAGAUGCUUCAGCUAUGUUUGAUAAUGCAAGAUGAAAAUAUUUGAUACAUUUGGUAUGUACAGUGUGUUUUGCCAUCACAGCAAAAUCCUAAAGAAUGUAUUUUUUGUUUUUGAUACUCAUGCUGGCCAUGUACCCAUCUGCUAAUAAAAGUUGAAAGAUGCCAGACAUGUUCACAAAAUUGGGUCUGGUCGUUAUAAUUGAUCUGUUAUUUGUCAAUUUAUGUGUUUCGUUUUUAUGAAGAUAUUAAACACGUCAAUUUAAAAAGCA
Micropterus salmoides (largemouth bass) is the source of this 1310-nucleotide messenger RNA. It is a transcript of the gene ccdc167, whose product is annotated as coiled-coil domain containing 167. The transcript is spliced from 4 exons. The record is from RefSeq and is a predicted model, not a curated record. Lineage: Eukaryota; Metazoa; Chordata; Actinopteri; Centrarchiformes; Centrarchidae. Bases 96 to 410 code for a protein of 104 amino acids.